Messenger RNA from Paraglomus occultum, 1701 nucleotides. The record is from the annotation of a GenBank genome assembly. NCBI's taxonomy places the organism in Eukaryota, Fungi, Glomeromycota, Glomeromycetes, Paraglomerales, Paraglomeraceae.
AUGACAAAUUCACGGCCCAUACUCUGUUGCAUACCAUUCGCAUGGUUAUUCAUAACCGCUGCAGCAGCAUACUGGCUAUUCUCAUGGGACACUCCAAGCGAACAAGAACUACGAUACUCACUACGUGGCAACUUUCUUCACAUCACGGACAUACAUCCUGAUCCAUACUACAGAACAAAUGCAACUGCCCGUUCAUCAUGUCAUCGAAUAGCCUUGCAAACUAUGAAAAAACCAAAACAUAUGAAGAGAGGAACUGCUGGUCCGUGGGGCGCACCUGGUACUAUAUGUGAUUCACCUGUUGGUCUGGUAGAUACUACGUUUGAUUGGUUGAGCGAAAACUGGAGGGACGGACUGGAUUUCAUUAUAUGGACUGGUGAUAAUGCAAGACAUGAUAACGACGACUCGGUUCCUCGCAAAGAAAAAGAAAUUAUCGACCUUAAUCGUCUAGUAACAGAUAAAUUCAUUCAAACCUUUGCCCCUAUAAAACAUGGCAAGCCCAACUACUCCAAAAUGAUUCCCAUCAUCCCCUGCAUUGGCAACAAUGACGUCUACCCAACAAACGUUAUCUCGGCCGGACCAAAUUUCAUGCUUGACUCUUUGGCCGACUUGUGGGCUCCAUUCAUCCCCAAGACACAAAUGCGAUUUUUCCGACGAGGAGGUUACUUUGUCAAAGAAGUUAUACCAAACAAGUUGGUUGUAGUAUCAUUGAACACACUAUAUUUCUUCAAGGCGAAUUCCGCCGUGCAUGGAUGCAAAACGGUCGGUGAACCGGGGAAAAAUCAUAUGGUAUGGUUGGACAAUGUGUUGAAAAGGACUCAGCAGAGAGGCAUGAGAGCUUAUUUGGUUGGACACGUCGCCCCAAGACGAAAGCACUAUACCCCAACUUGUUAUAGGCACCUAGAACUCUUCGAUUUCCCGUCCGAAAAUAAUACGUCUAUGUCUGCUUCCAAAGACAAGGUCUCCACAACAGUGUAUAAUCUCGGCCGCUACAUUCAUCGUCUAUUUCGGCAUUAUGAAACAGUUCCCCCAGCUCGACAAGUUGAAAAUGGUGAUUAUGCCGUUGUUCAUAUAAACCCUUCAAUUAUUCCAACCUUUUUCCCGGCUUUGAGAAUAUUUCAAUAUAAUACGACAACGGAAUCGAAUACAAAAAAAGCAGAAACUGCAGAGAAAGUACUAGAUUUUCAUACAAAUAUGUAUGAUGAGGUCAUAGGGGAAAAUCAGGACAAUAAAGUUCUUACAAGUGAAGAUGAUUCAAGUGACGCCGAUAAUUGGGAUGGUGAAGACGAGUUCCCUGACAUUACCGCCAACAUCUCUGUCCAAUCUACCCGUCCCCGCCCGCACGACCCGCAGUCACCAGUACAUUCGAACACCUUCCUUACUCUACUCGGAUACGAUCAGUACUACAUCAAUCUAAGAAAGGCUAACGCAAAUCCCCGCGUUCGCCCGCGGUAUGAAAUAGAAUAUACGACGAAGCACGACUAUAACAUGGACGAUUUAACAGUGCGAAGUUGGAUACAGCUGGCAAGAAAAGUUGCCCGGAAUGGAAUCAGAAGUAAAUUAGGAAGAAAAGUUCUUGACCAUUUAAUUGUUGGAACAAGGAAUAUUAUUAAGGAGAGAGCUGCUCAGGGAGAAUUGUUUCUCGAGGGGAAUGCAGGUGUUAAGGGACCCGGAGAUUAUUUGAGAGAAGAUUUGUGGUUUUAA